UGGAGCGAAAGGAAAACAAAAAAGCAAUCGUGAAUCGAAAGGCGCACGCGGCAAAAUGUAAAACUUGCUUAUUGGUUUAUUUUUAACAGUUGCCGUCACCGCAUUUACAGUCGCAUUUUGGCCGAUUGCUCGCGCGCCUCGCUUGCGUGUGUUAAUUUAAUUUUUUCAGCCAUUUUAGCAACUGCUGCGUAGACUGGGCGGUUAUUAAGCCGACAGAGCCAGCAAAAUCCAUAUUGCAUACAAAUACGAUUACAACUCGGAAAAAAAUACGCGCCUGCAGUUUGCGGAACGAUUUCGUACAAUUUUUGGGGAAAUUCCACUGCAGCUGGCGCGCGAUGGUUUUGACGAAUUUCGAGUGCUGGGCACAUGGUGAUCCGUCGUCGUCGGCCGCCACUUUCGAAACCGGAGCGGUGCGUCCUUCGAUGGAUCCGUUCAAUCCACGUGCCGUCACCUUUAUGACCGACGCCAACAACAAUAGCGAUGGCAAUCAUCUUGUGGGACAACCGAUGGCGGCCGUCAUUCCCCAGGAAGUCCUGCGCUGCAAGAAGCGUCUAAACCCCGCUCAUAAUCCUGUCGGGGAUCUGGACACGGACCAACCGGUGUACACCAAGAGAUGUCGCUACGACGAGUCCGACUUGGCUGCCCAGUACUGCAAUGAUUUCUUUUCGUUGCCUGCCACACAAAUAAUUGGAACGCAGGCCUCUCUGAUGGAUUACGAGAUGCAGGCCACCGGCGGCAUGAUGAUGGAAUCGGAGACGAGUUUUCCAGCACAGCAACAUCAACAGCCACAUCCACAGCAGCAGCACCAUCAACGCAUUCAUCAGCAUUAUCAAGAAUCCGCAGAGCAACGAGUGCCGCCCUUGCAGCAAAAGGCAAGAAAAUCUAAAGAUCCUAUUGGCAAAAUCAAAUUAAAGCCGAUAGGCAGCGAAGCCGAAGCGGACUUGUAUAUAGCCACACACGGCGGUAGUUUGCAUCACUUUCGUGGGCUCGGCGGCUCGGAGCUAGAGGAGUCUGAUAUAUGAUAAAAUGACUCGAAACAAGCACUGUACUUCCUAACCUAAGUUGUAAUAUAAGCUGUCGCAUGUCGCAAACUGAAGGUGCUUACCCAUAGUAUUUGAGUUCAAAUAAACUAAACCAUAAGCUAUCAUGCGAAACUCACAUCAAAAAAAGAUGAAGUAUUCCAUGCGGUGGAGAACUAAUGGAGUUGUGUGAUCACAUUACAGUUUCCCUUUCCAAUAAAUGCCUUACUGUAUUUUAAAAGGUAA
This is a messenger RNA of Drosophila yakuba, 1265 nucleotides long. RefSeq lists its product as uncharacterized. Bases 336 to 1022 code for a protein of 228 amino acids. The transcript has 4 exons. Lineage: Eukaryota; Metazoa; Arthropoda; Insecta; Diptera; Drosophilidae. The record is from RefSeq and is a predicted model, not a curated record.